Hemicordylus capensis (graceful crag lizard) is the source of this 1706-nucleotide messenger RNA. RefSeq lists its product as uncharacterized. Lineage: Eukaryota; Metazoa; Chordata; Lepidosauria; Squamata; Cordylidae. Bases 37 to 1599 code for a protein of 520 amino acids. The transcript has 2 exons. Gene Ontology annotation, molecular function: DNA binding. The record is from RefSeq and is a predicted model, not a curated record.
UUUAUCACAUUCUUUCCUUGGAGGAAAAAACCUAUAAUGGCAGCAGGCCGUAAAAGAGACCCAGUUUGGCAAUAUUUUAAUGAAGUUCCUUUACCUAUCGGUAAGGCAGGCAUGCGUGCAAAAUGCAAACACUGCAACAAAGAAAUGCAAGGCCUGGUGGCCCGAAUGAGGCAACAUCAUGAGAAGUGCUGUGAUGAAGAUGACCAAAGAAACACAUUUGAACAGGCAGGAUCUUCAGGGGAAUUCAUGGAUUCUGGAAACUAUCCACCUUCAAGAUCACCAUCCUCCUGUUCUACAGUUUCAGAGUUAUCCAUCCAGGAUAGUGCUUCAUUAGCAUCAUCAUCAGACACCCACAGCCACAUAUCACUAUCACCUAAAAGAAAGAAAAAAUCCUUCCCUCCUGGAACCACCAUAGAUAAGUUUGUGAUAAAAACUAGCAGAUUAGAAAAAGAGUUAAUUGAUGAAAAAAUUGCCCAGUUUGUUUAUGCAACGAACUCUUCUUUCCGUCUGACUGAGAACCCACAUUUCAUUAAUAUGGUUCAGUCACUGAGACCAGGAUACAGUCCACCCAGCAGAGCAGAUGUUGCAGGGAAACUGCUGGAUAAAGUGUAUGACAGAGAAAUGGAGCAAUGUGCAACAGCUCUGGAGGGUAGAAUUGUUAACCUAAGUAUUGAUGGGUGGAGUAAUGUCCACAAUGAUCCUAUUGUAUGUGCUAGUAUAACACCAGAAGAAGGGAAAGUCUUCCUUGCACAAACAAUUGAUACGUCAGGAAAUGCACACACAGCAGAAUACUUACAAGAAGUGGCAGUAAAAGCUAUAAUAACAUGUGAACAAAAAUUCAAAUGUCUAGUACGCAGUUUGGUCACAGACAAUGCUGCAAAUGUAUCCAAGAUGAGAAGAAAUUUAGAAGAGCAGGAAGGGAAUACAAAGCUAAUAACAUAUGGUUGCAGUGCUCAUUUGCUGCAUCUCUUAGCCAAAGACUUAAGUGUUCCAGAAAUAAAGACUAAUGUUGUUGAAAUUGCUAAAUACUUCCGUAACAAUCACUUUGCUGCAGCAGCUCUGAAAAGGAUGGGUGGAACCAAGCUAACGCUCCCACAAGAUGUUAGAUGGAACUCUGUGGUGGACUGUUUUGAGCAGUAUAUCAAGAACUGGCCUAUUGGGAUGACAGUUUGUGAACAAAAUCGAGAUAAAAUAGAUGGCACUGUCACGGCCAAAAUCCUCAACAUUGGGCUUAAGAGAAAUGUUGAACAUAUGCUGAGCAUCCUGAAACCCAUCUCUGAAUCUUUAAACAAAAUACAGAAAAAUAGCUGUUUUAUUGCUGAUGCUGUUGAAAUUUGGAAGGAACUGAGUGAACACUUAAAAACAGAACUACACAUGGACAGAAUUAAAUUACAAGCAUUAAAAAAACGAAUGGGACAAGUACUGUCUCCAGCUCAUUUUUUGGCAAAUAUUGUCAAUAUCCAGUACCAGGGUCAAAACUUAAGUGCUGAGAAAGAGGAAUUAGCUAUGACAUGGGUAUCCAGCAAUCAUCCAUCUGUAAUGACAACUAUAAUAAACUUCAAAGCUAAGGGGGAACCAUUCAAGAAAUAUGUUUGCUGAAGAUAUUUUAAAGAAAGUCACACCAGUGAACUGGUGGAAGUCACUUAAGCACUUGGAUUUAGAGACUGUUCAAGUAAUGAUUUCACUUUUAACAGCAGUAGCUUCUU